This is a messenger RNA of Onthophagus taurus, 1126 nucleotides long. It is a transcript of the gene mRpL32, whose product is annotated as mitochondrial ribosomal protein L32. Gene Ontology annotation, molecular function: structural constituent of ribosome. Lineage: Eukaryota; Metazoa; Arthropoda; Insecta; Coleoptera; Scarabaeidae. Gene Ontology annotation, cellular component: mitochondrial large ribosomal subunit. Gene Ontology annotation, biological process: translation. The record is from RefSeq and is a predicted model, not a curated record.
AACCUACUACACAGGCCAUAGUUCGGACCGUUGUGAACACCACAAACGAAAGACACCUUCCACUAGCUCACCACACCGUCAAGACCCUACUUCACCUGUCGUUCGUUCAUCCCACUACCGAAGUUUUUGUACCGUAACCGCUUAAACAGAUUGUGGUGUUAUCAAACCGUGGUUGGUCGUAUCUCUUAAAUUGUUCUAAAAGCACGAACGUUAUUUAAACAAAAUUUUAUCACCACAAUUGGGUAUUAACUUACGUAACUUACACGUUUUUAUUUUUAUUAACCUUUAAAUAUAACCUACAAAUUUGACAGAUGUUUGGUACUACAUAACCUCAAAUUUUUUUUAAUUGUCAAAGUGAAGUUUAUUUGAUGAUUUAUUUAUAAUUUCUAAUAAAAUAAAGAGAAUAAUAAAUAAGUUCUUUUACAAGGAUUUCAUCAUCAAUUUUGUGCUUUUCCCGUUUUUAUAACCGACAUGGUUCUUAGAUUAUUGGAUUUAGGGUUAAGAAAAGUUGAGAAUGCUAUUUUCACAUUAAUAUUUCGAAGAUUUCCACCAUCAGAGGGUUAUUGUGUUGUUGGAAACAUAACCUCAACUCAUAACCCGGAAAGGUCGAAUUCUUGGAGUUUGAAAGAAUUGAUUGGAGAUGGUUGGUUGUGGGCAGUACCAAAAAGUAGGAGAUCGAUUGAGAAGCGAUUAAAAAGAAAAUAUGGAAGUCCUGACUAUAACUUAAAAAUUUUGUUACCAAAGAAUACGCUCCGAACUUGUAACACAUGUGGUGAUGAUCACGAAGUUGGGGUUUUAUGCCCAACAUGUUAUAAAAAAGUAAUCGAAGAAACUAAAGCGAUGCAAGAUAAGAUACAAGAAGAAUUAAAAUUAGAACCUGUUGAAAAGGAAGUUGUUGUUUUAUACGAUGGCGAAAAAGAUUACAAACCAAGCGAAUUUUUCGAAGGUAAACGAAUAAUCGAAAUGAAAAAACCCAGACCAAAUUGGUUCAGUAAAAAUCUUACUGAGAAAACGACUCAACAACCUGCAACAACAAGCGAUGUUAAACCAUCCGGAUUAGGUUAAUCACAAUUAAAAUUGUAUCAUUAUAAUAAUUUCGGAUUAAAACCAUCAAAGUAGUCUUUAA